Messenger RNA from Nyctereutes procyonoides (raccoon dog), 2034 nucleotides. It is a transcript of the gene KCNK13, whose product is annotated as potassium two pore domain channel subfamily K member 13. Gene Ontology annotation, cellular component: membrane. The record is from RefSeq and is a predicted model, not a curated record. Lineage: Eukaryota; Metazoa; Chordata; Mammalia; Carnivora; Canidae. Gene Ontology annotation, molecular function: potassium ion leak channel activity. The transcript is spliced from 2 exons. Gene Ontology annotation, biological process: stabilization of membrane potential; potassium ion transmembrane transport. The coding region runs from base 1 to 1236 and encodes 411 amino acids.
AUGGCGGGCCGGGGGUGCGGCUGCAGCUGCGGCCCGGGCCACCUGAACGAGGACAACGCGCGCUUCCUGCUGCUCGCCGCGCUCAUCGUGCUCUACCUGCUGGGCGGCGCCGCCGUCUUCUCGGCGCUGGAGCUGGCGCACGAGCGCCAGGCCAAGCAGCGCUGGGAGGAGCGUCUGGCCAACUUCAGCCGCCGCCACAACCUGAGCCGCGACGAGCUGCGCGGCUUCCUCCGCCACUACGAGGAGGCCACGGAGGCCGGCAUCCGCGUGGACAGCGCCCGCCCGCGCUGGGACUUCACCGGCGCCUUCUACUUCGUGGGCACCGUCGUGUCCACCAUAGGGUUUGGGAUGACCACUCCAGCGACAGUGGGAGGAAAAAUCUUUCUGAUCUUUUAUGGCCUCAUUGGGUGCGCGAGCACCAUCCUGUUCUUCAACCUCUUCCUGGAGCGCUUGAUCACCGUCAUCGCCUACAUCAUGAAAUCGUGCCACCAGCGGCAGCUCCAGAGACGAGGGGCCCUGCCCCCCGAGAGCCUGAAGAACCCGGGCAGGUGCGAGGCGGACAGCCUGGCCGGCUGGAAGCCCUCCGUGUACUACGUCAUGCUCAUCCUGUGCGUGGCCUCCCUCCUCAUCUCCUGCUGUGCCUCGGCCAUGUACACCUCCAUCGAGGGCUGGAGCUACUUCGACUCGCUCUACUUCUGCUUUGUGGCUUUCAGCACCAUCGGCUUCGGGGACCUGGUCAGCAGCCAGCACGCCCAGUACGAUCGCCAGGGCCUCUACCGCUUCGCCAACUUCGUGUUCAUCCUCAUGGGCGUCUGCUGCAUCUACUCCUUGUUCAACGUCAUCUCCAUCCUCAUCAAGCAGUCGGUGAACUGGAUCCUGAGGAAGAUGGAAGGGGGCUGCUGCCAGCAGUGCCGGAGGAGACUUGGCCGCUCACGGAGGAACGUGGUCAUGCCAGGCAACAGCGUGCAGAACCGCUGCAACAUCUCCAUAGACACGGACGGGGUGAUGGACAGCGACACCGACGGGCGGCGACUGUCGGGGGAGAUGAUCUCCAUGAAGGACUUCCUGGCCGCCAACAAGGUCUCGCUGGCCAUCCUCCAGAAGCAGCUGUCUGAGACGGCCAACGGCGGCCCGCCGCAGGCCAGCAUGCUGUCCCGGGACAGUGAGUUCUCGGGCGGGGUGGGGGCCUUUGCCAUCAUGAACAACAGGCUGGCCGAGACCAGCGGGGACAGGUAGGAGUGAGGAGUGGACACCGGGAGGGUGGGCGACGACGUCGAUGACCAGGGGAUGGGCAUCCAGCUCAGCUCCGCACCGCCCGGCUUGCUCUGGAGCUGCCCCCGUCACCCUAUGCAGGCCCCGCCGUACAGAGCUCUCCUCCUCCCACUCACGGCCACCUGCCGGGGCUGCAGGACCCAGGCCCAGGCCUCUCUCCUCCUCUUGACUCUCUGAGGUCACAGUCAGUCUCAAGAAUGAACGACAAAAACAGCCUGAGACACUGGCAUGUUCCUUUACGCAUCUUCCUCCAGGGAGGGAGGGGGAUUAAGUAGGCUGCUCUGUUCUUCAUUUGGAAAUAAAAAUCCCCAAGGAAGAUCCUCCGGUACCUCCGGAGCCCUGAUUCAGUGAAUGCAGAUUCACUGGUCUUCCCACCGCCUUCAAAAAAGCCGGGGUGGGGGGUGUUUCAGAUGUGUCUGGGCCCCGGACUUCCUUCGGAACGGAUUUGCCCACGGUCCACGGAGAGGGAAGUCACCUGUUCUACCCUCCGUGUCUGCUUCUCUGCUUUUUGUUUUUCCUUUCUCUUAUUUUUAAGAUCCUAAUGCUGGGCUAACGUGUCCGUGGGACAUCCAUGUGCUAAGAAAACUAAAUUCAGCUUCAAGCCUUGAAACUGCAGCUGAGUAGUGGAGACACUCACUUUUGUAAUGAAAGAACAUAGCUUAACAUUCUCCCUUUGAAUGGUCACAGAGACCAUGUCAUUUUUUUUUUUAAACCAGGGCUUGGGGCCCAUUGCAAAGAUAAUGGCUAUUUAUUAGAACUGAA